CCGAAAGUCAAAGGUACGGGUGUCAGAUCGUCUUCCUUUGAUCCGCGUUCACAGGAUACACUGUCGCUGCCGUGGAAUUUACCGCAAGUACUCCGUAUCAUCGAAUUAGCGCUCGGCAGAUAUAUUCUCAUAGUUUCAUGUGAUACCCGCACCAGCAGUGGUAUCCAGGUCCCCCCUCAUGAUCAACCAUGGUCUACUUCCCCCUUGAAGAAGCACAGAUCGUCUCUCUGUUCGUGCAAAGCGUCACUUAUGGAAUCCAUGUCGUAACCUUUACACUCUGUGCAUGGUCUAUGCUCCACCGCAGAACUGAACAUGGUGCUAAUCCCGUCAACUGGGCGAUGCUCUCUGUUGCGACAACUCUAUUUGUCAUAGGAACUGUGGAUCUCGCAUUGAACUUGUACAUUAAUAUCCACGCUUUCAUCUUCUAUACCGGACAUGGUGGCCCUACUGCUGACUUCGCCAACUUAUCCAAUUGGAGCCAUGUUGUUCGCAGCGUUACGACACAAUUGCAAAUACUGAUUGCUGACGCUACUCUUAUCCACCGCUGUUGGAUCGUUCGCAAUCACCAACGACGCGUGAUUGCCUUACCGGUCCUCAUUUGGUUCGCAGACGUGGCUGCGGCUAUUGCAUAUCUGUACUACACAGCGCGAUCAUCAAGCGAUCCGAGUCUGGUGCGAUCUCGGAAAUCGUUCCUUUCUGCGUUCAUCAUUCUCAGCGACAUCGUCAACAUCGUGACUACUGCUCUGAUCGUGAUCCAAAUAUGGUGGAUUCACAAGCAGUCGACUCAACACCUUUGUUCAUCGUCUCGAGACAGUGGGCGUCUAAGCCUUGCGAGGAUCAAUAGGAUCUUCAUCGACUCUGCCAUCCUCUACACUGGUAUUGGUAUCAUAGGUUUUAUUGUGGAGGUCUCACAAAGCAACGCAGUCUAUGCUGUCCUCAGUCUAUCGGUAGAGAUCGCGGGAAUACAGUUCAAUCUCAUCAUGCUCCGCAUCUCCAGUGGUAAUGCCACAGAGCGCACAGAAGCAGCGAUGGAGACGCCGACAUUGAAGUUCCGAAGCAAAACGACGACACAGGAUCAGCGAGACACUGUAUCUGCAGCAGAAACAACCCCCGAAUUUUUGAUAUCCGAGAAGCUCAGUGGAGAUGUAUCCACAUCAGGCGCUGCGAUUAGCGUCGACGAAGCCGGAGCAUAGGUUGUAUAGAUAUCAUUUUGAUCCGAGGGAAGAUACCUUAGAAAAUACCUUUAAACGGCCAUCUGUGCGCUUCAUGCGUUUGGACACUUCCGAAUUUCAAAUGAAUGCAGUGCGCACUGCCCCUCUGCUGCAGCCGUGAC
Messenger RNA from Laetiporus sulphureus 93-53, 1333 nucleotides. RefSeq lists its product as uncharacterized. The record is from RefSeq and is a predicted model, not a curated record. Lineage: Eukaryota; Fungi; Basidiomycota; Agaricomycetes; Polyporales; Laetiporaceae. Bases 189 to 1193 code for a protein of 334 amino acids. The transcript is spliced from 6 exons.